Messenger RNA from Vombatus ursinus (common wombat), 2184 nucleotides. RefSeq names its product feline leukemia virus subgroup C cellular receptor family member 2 (gene FLVCR2). Lineage: Eukaryota; Metazoa; Chordata; Mammalia; Diprotodontia; Vombatidae. The record is from RefSeq and is a predicted model, not a curated record. Gene Ontology annotation, biological process: heme export; transmembrane transport. The coding region runs from base 471 to 1919 and encodes 482 amino acids. Gene Ontology annotation, cellular component: membrane. The transcript is spliced from 10 exons. Gene Ontology annotation, molecular function: heme transmembrane transporter activity; heme binding.
AGUUGUUCCCGGUGCUAUUUGAGUGACUGCAAGAGGGAUCGGGGUCUCCCGACUGGGCUUCAAGAACUGGAAGCCGGGCACUGUCUCAGUGAGAACAGGAAAGCUGUAGGGGUUCAAAGCCAGAGGUGACAAAAGAGAAGCAGAGGCAUCAGCUGAGACCCCAGUGCGAGCAAAAAGAAAGUGGUAGCCGAAGACUAGGCUGAGAGGCGAGCCCCGAGUUGUCUUGUAUUGACUUCGGUGCUCCCUUUUCCCCGGUUUAGCGACUGAGUGGCUAAGCUGAUUGAUUUUCUCUUGGAGUAAGAUAUUUGUUUGUUGUUGUUUUUUCAUUUUGGGAGGAGGACAGCCCUGUAAGCACUGAGUCUUCCUUAACGUGAGGCCAGAAAGGGUCAUCGUGAGAGGGAGGCAGGGAGCCCAAGGCACCUGAAUAAUAGGGAAGUAGGGAUUAGUGGGGGACAGUGAAGUUUGUAGACAUGGUGAGUGUGACUUCAGUUCCCACCACUGCCGAAGCGCAACCUCAGCAGCCUGAAAAGGAAUCCACUACGGAACCCGAUGUUUCAGCCGCCGCAGAACCCGUUAAGAUCAAGGUGUCCAGACUUCGCUGGGUGAUCGUCCUGUUGUUCAGCUCCUAUUCUCUGUGCAAUGCCUUCCAGUGGAUCCAGUAUGGUGCUGUUAAUAACGUCUUCAUGCACUUCUAUGGGGUCAGCGCCUUUGCCAUUGACUGCUUGUCCAUGAGCUUCAUGGUGACUUAUAUCCCUUUACUCUUCCCUGUGGCUUAUCUUCUGGAGAAAUAUGGCUUACGUACCGUCGCUCUCUUGGGGUCGGUCCUUAACUGCUUGGGCGCCUGGGUGAAAGUGGGCAGCUUGAAGCCGAAUCUCUUUGCCGUCACCGCUCUGGGGCAGUUUUUCUGCUCUGUUGCCCAGGUCUUCAUCCUUGGCAUGCCCUCCCGCAUUGCUGCCGUCUGGUUCAGUGAACGGGAGGUUUCCACAGCCUGCUCUCUGGCUGUCUUUGGCAAUCAGGUUGGUAUUGCCUUAGGGUUCUUGAUUCCUCCUCUUUUGGUACCCAACAUCCAGGACCUGGAAGAACUUGCCUACCACAUUAGCAUUAUGUUCUACAUGAUAGGAGCUGUGGCUUCCUUCCUCUUUAUCCUUGUCAUCAUCAUAUUCAGGGAGAAGCCCAAAUAUCCCCCAAGCCAUGCCCAGUACUUGAGCUAUACGAUGGAAGCACAGAAGCCUACUUAUUUUAAGUGCAUUGGCCGGCUGUUGAAGAAUCAGAAUUUUAUGCUCCUCUUGGUCAGCUAUGGUUUGAAUGCUGGUGCUUUCUAUGCCCUAUCAACGUUACUGAAUCGCAUGGUGAUCUUCAACUACCCAGGAGAAGAAGUGAAUGCUGGCAGAAUUGGCCUGACCAUCGUCAUCACAGGAAUGGCUGGGGCUAUGAUCUCAGGCAUCUGGCUGGAUAAAACUAAAACAUACAAACAAACAACAGUGGUGGUUUAUUCCAUGGCCCUGGUGGGCAUGGUGGUGUUUACUGUGACCUUGGGUCUUGGAUACCUAUGGGUUGUGUUCGUCACAGCAGGCAUGCUGGGGUUCUUCAUGACGGGGUACCUCCCACUGGGGUUUGAGUUUGCUGUGGAACUGACAUACCCAGAAUCAGAAGGAAUGUCUUCAGGUCUCCUUAAUGUGUCUGCUCAGAUAUUUGGGAUCAUUUUCACCAUCAGCCAGGGCCAGCUCAUUGACCACUUUGGAACACUGUCUGGAAAUGUCUUUCUGUGUGCCUUCCUUGCCUUAGGGACUCUCAUAACUAUGUUCAUUAAGGCAGAUCUUCGGAGGCAAAAUGCAAAUGCGUUACCUAAUAAUAAAGUCCCGGAUGAGCAGCCUCAUCAGGAGAAAGAUCCAAAUCAGGCGCUUAAUGAACACCUCUAAGAGGAGGAAGUGCAGGAACCUGUGGGAAGCUGAGUUGAGGAGGCCUGACUUCCCCCCACUUUGAUUGCCAGCAAGAGGUUCCUCAGCGAGGACUUGAGAGGGAAUCAUCUGGGUCUAAUGGCUGCAACAGCAGGACCUGCUCCUUCUAGGAGUCCCCUUCUAGGGUCUUGGGAUGAUGUGGUCAGAAUUAUACUUUCUCCCUCUCUUGCCGUGAAUUAGUGGAGAUGGUGCUGAUAAAGGCCAGCAGAGCAAGCUGCAGCUCAAA